CAAGUUAAAUCGGUGCAUCGAAAACUUGGAGCAAAGAGAACUUGGAGCGGAGCGGAGCAAGAUGUCCUCGAACGCGUCCUCGGCUGCUGUGGCUGCGGCCGUGGCCAGCUGCAGGCUGGAGAAGCAGCAGCGCCGUCGCCUGGCGGCCUUCGAUUUCGACCAUACGAUCGUCUCGCAGAAUACGGACACUGUUGUGCGCGAUUUGUUGCCCACGGAGGUGACCAGUGCCCGAGCUCACGAACUGGUGGAGAACGACUGCUGGACCGAGUACAUGGCGGAGGUGUUCCGCCUGCUGCAUGAGCAACAGGUGCCCGAGGCCCGCAUCCGCGAUACAAUCCGCGGCAUCCCCGAGGUGCCCGGCUUCGUGCGGCUCAUCAAGCACUUGGCCAAGCGAAUGAACUUCGAUCUGAUCAUCAUCAGUGACUCGAACAGUGUUUUCAUCGAUGAGUGGCUGCGGGCUCACAAUCUGUCCGACUGUUUCCUGGCCAUCUUCACCAAUCCGGCCGAGUUUGACGAAACAGGGCGGUUGCAGGUUCGUGCCCAUCACCAGCAGACCGACUGCAAGCUCAGCGCCAGCAACUUGUGCAAGGGACGCGUCCUGGAGCAUUUUGUCAUCGAACAGGAUCUGCGACGCAGCAUCCGAUACGAUCAUGUAUUCUAUGUCGGCGAUGGCAACAACGACAUCUGCCCUGUGCUGCGCCAGCGAGCUUGCGACUUUGCUUGUGCCCGGCAGGGCUUCGCCAUGGAGAAGCACCUGCUGCGCAAUCGCAGCAAGUUGAAGCUGCGUGCCCAUUUGUUGAUUUGGAAGAGCGGUUUCGACCUCAUGGAUCAAAUGCUGGCCUUGCCGCAACUGCAAACAGCACCGGCCAACCAGGCGGAGCUGGAAACGGCGGAGGGACAGGCCGAAAUGGCCAGGCGGGCAUCGGCCGCCGCCGGACAAGUCAAGUCACCCACUUAAGGCGACUUGCCAGAUGAUCAUCUAUCUCUACUGGUUUCUUUUCCGCCUCCUUGUUAGGCCCCGACAAAGUGAAGCCCGUCUAUUCGCACUCUCUAAUCGCACCGACC
Messenger RNA from Drosophila bipectinata, 1065 nucleotides. RefSeq names its product pyridoxal phosphate phosphatase PHOSPHO2. The record is from RefSeq and is a predicted model, not a curated record. Gene Ontology annotation, molecular function: phosphatase activity. Lineage: Eukaryota; Metazoa; Arthropoda; Insecta; Diptera; Drosophilidae.